Rhagoletis zephyria (snowberry fruit fly) is the source of this 576-nucleotide messenger RNA. It is a transcript of the gene mRpL54, whose product is annotated as mitochondrial ribosomal protein L54. Gene Ontology annotation, cellular component: mitochondrial large ribosomal subunit. Gene Ontology annotation, molecular function: structural constituent of ribosome. Lineage: Eukaryota; Metazoa; Arthropoda; Insecta; Diptera; Tephritidae. The record is from RefSeq and is a predicted model, not a curated record.
UUCGCAGAACAGCUGAUUUGUAUUUGAGGUUAUACAACUCGUACAAAUUGGCCUUAUUAGCUGUGUGAAAUUCCAAGUUCUUUUUACUACAUUUCUGACUUUGAAAUGAAUAUUAAUACUUUUACGCAAACCCUAAAUAUUCUAGGAGAGAGGUGGCUAGCACCCAAAUUUUUGGCACGCUCAUUUGCGAAGCCCGCAACUGCUGCACUUGGUGGAAAAAAGAAGAAACUUGGAAAGCUCGGUCCGAUUGUAGAAAAGAAAGAAAUUCCAGUUGAAACAGAUGCCAACAAAUUGGUUAACUAUGUUUGCGGCAGCAAUAUCUUAAAAACCGGCCAGGAUAUCAAGCUUAAACCUGAUUCGGAAUAUCCUGACUGGCUUUGGUCACUCAAUGUUGAUCGGAUUAUACCUGUGGAGGAAAUGGAUCCAGAAACGAAACAAUAUUGGCGACGCCUUCGGAAACAAGGUCUCCGACGAAAUAAUCAACUAAGUAAAUUAAAAAAGUUUUAGUCGUAAGUUAAUAACUGGGACAUUUUGUUGUAAAAAGUUGAACCAGAAUUAAAAGUGUUAAGUUAUUUG